Molecule: messenger RNA, 1722 nt
Organism: Cannabis sativa
Lineage: Eukaryota; Viridiplantae; Streptophyta; Magnoliopsida; Rosales; Cannabaceae
Exons: 2
Coding region: 1-1722 (573 amino acids)
Source: RefSeq, a predicted model, not a curated record
AUGGCAUCAGAACAUAAGGAUUGUGAUGGAGGAAUACGAUGUCCUUGUGUGAGAUGUAUAAAUAGUAGGUUUGAAAAAAUAGAUAGGGUUAGAGCACACGUAUUUGAUCGAGGUUUUAUGCAAGGAUAUGAGAAAUGGAUUUAUCACGGGGAGCCUGAGGAUGCCGUCGUUGAUGUAGCAGUUGCCGAUGUUGAAUCAGAGGAUGAAAUGAUUCCUAUUUUAGAAGACUUCUUUCCCUCGACAACUGAGGAACCACAAGGAGAAGAUGAACAACCAACCACAAACCCAGAAUUUGAUGACUUAUUUGAGGAAAUUGAAGCUGAAUUGUAUCCCGGUUGUGAUUGGAUUUCAUCUCUUAACUUUUUAGCAAAGCUAUUGCAUUUAAAAGUUAGGGGAAAAAUUCCUAAUAACAUCUUUGAAGAAUUAUUGAAGCUUUUAAAGUUUGCGUUUCCGAAGGAAAAUAAUAUUCCAUCAACUUACUACGAGGCAAAAAAGAGAUUGAAGAAAUUAGGCUUGGGUUAUGAUAAUAUCGAUGAAAAUGCAUCCAAGGAGGCUUGUCCAGUUUGCGGAACUAGUCGUUGGGUUACUUCCGAGAACGGGAAAGGAAAAAAAGUUCCUUGCAAAGUCAUGCGAUACUUUCCGUUGACACCUCGACUUAAAAGAUUAUAUAGUUCGAGGAUUACAGCGAAAAGCAUGAUAUGGCAUCAUACUGGAAAAUCAAAAGAUGAUGGGGUGUUGCGACACCCGGUCGAUGGUUUAGCUUGGAAAGACUUUGAUGCAAAACAUCCCGAGUUUGCAAGGGACCCAAGAAAUGUUCGACUUGGGUUAGCUGCUGAUGGAUUUAAUCCAUUUGGCAACAUGAGUCUUGCAUACAGCAUGUGGCCAGUGGUGUUGGCUAACUAUAAUCUACCACCUUGGUUAUGUAUGAAAGAUAAUUAUUUUUUGCUCUCUACCCUAAUUCCUGGUGCAAAAUCUCCAGGUAAAGACAUGGAUAUAUUUUUAAGACCUUUGGUGGAUGAAUUAAAGGAGUUGUGGAAUAAUGGGGUAGCAACGAGAGAUAGUUCGACCAACUCGAUGUUCACCAUGCGUGCUGCGCUUUUGUGGACAGUGAAUGAUUUUCCUGCUCGUAGUAGCUUGUCUGGGUGGAGUGGUCAAGGUUACAAAGCUUGCCCUACUUGUAAUGAAGGCACGACGUCCAUUCGAGUGAUCGGGAAGACAUCAUAUGUUGGUCAUCGAAGGUUCUUGCCAAGUAACCAUGCAAUGAGAAGGGAUACUCGAUUUGAUGGUAAAGUUGAAAGAAGACCUCCUCCAAGACGAUUUACUUGUGAAGAAAUAUUAUCACAAGUUAAUGCUCUCGAACCCCAAAUUCCCGGACAUCAUGAAAAUUUUGGGGGCGUGAAACGUAGAAGAGUUGCAGAAAAUUGUAAUUGGAGGAAAAAAAGUAUUUUCUACGAGUUGGAGUAUUGGAGCACGAAUAUUUUAAAACACAACAUUGAUGUGAUGCAUGUUGAGAAGAAUGUGUGUGAUAGUCUCCUAGGAACCAUCUUGGAUAAUGAUAAAUCAAAGGACACAACCAAUGCGCGCCAUGAUUUAAAGAAGAUGGGUAUUAGGGAAUCGUUGUGGAUUUAUGAAGAUGGGAAUGGGAGGCUAAUGAAACCGCAUGCUCCUUAUGUUUUGACUCGUGAGAAAAGACAACUUUUUUGUCAGUUAUUAAAGGAAUAA